CAUAAUGUGCAGCCGUUUGGGUCCAUAGGACCAGGACUGAGAACCACUGGUCUAGACUAAUAGUUUCCUUCUUGUAAAUACACAAUGUGACAGGGCAAACGAGGAACUGAAUUUCUGAAUUCAUACAGUAUUAUUCCAUUGCGUGGUAACACACCUUUACCGGUAAUCCACGCCCUGCCUCCUUCCACAGGAACAUGUAGAUAAGGAGUAAAAAACAUAUUACAGAAUUUAGAAAGUAUUAGUGUAUUGACUAAAGGAUAAGCUUACUAAGUACAGGACCAAGAAUGGACAGAGGACUUCUCUUUGUGGCCUCUAUGGUGAUGGGCUGCCUGGCACCAGGUGUUAGUGGAAACGGACAUCUCUCGUUUGCCAAUAAUACGGAGGUGAAUAUCACACGGACAGGCUGUGGAUUGACUAAGCUGUGUGUAGAGACCCCAGAACAAUGUGAUCCUACAGGAAAAACAAGCUGCCUCUUCGCUUCCAUCGUCACCACCGCCCCCUCUCCUCCUAAUGGAGUAGACCUGUUAGUUGAGCUCCUUGGGGACUCCAGUGGAUACAUUGCUCUAGGACUGACUGCCAACGAGACAGAGGGAACGUCUAUGGUUUUUAUCUGUGCCCAGAACAGAAAUGGCAGUUUCUUCUUCCUCUCUGCCCAGCGCAACAACCUCAACAACACAAUUUCUCUGACACAAAGGAUUGUGAAAAACAUCACUGGCUCAGUCAAUGGGACUAUCAUACAGUGUAAAUUCAUGCUGCCAGCGGUUAAUGCAACAACCAGGACCAGUCACGUCACCACCUUCGUCACCUUCCUCGCUGUGGGAAAUGUCACAAACGGUAUGGGUAUUGGUGACAUCAACAUACGCUUGACCAAUAAACCGUUGAACCUGGCUGACCCUACCAGCAACGUUGCAACAACAACAACAGCAGGCAGCAGCGCACUCACAUCCCAAGCUGUGAUGGUCCUGCUCAGUGUGCUGAUGUAUCGUCUUUCCUGAAGAGAACCUGAAGGUUAGCCAGCUUCAACACCAAUGGAAAGAACCCUUUUACCCUAAAUAUUUGAAGGAAAAUUGACUCCGUAUCUCAGAUGAAUUACUGUUACGUGCAAUGCUACUGUUAAUGUGGGAUCCUGGUAACUUAAAUGUGUGUGAAAGGGAACAAUUAGAAUGUACGUAUAAUACAGUAAAAGGAAUUAAUGUACAGUUGAAGUCAGAAGUCUACAUACACCAUAGACAAAUACAUUUAAACUCAGUUUUUCCCAAUAUUUAAUCCUAGGUCAAUUAGGAUCACCACUUUAUUUUAAGAAUGUGAAUAAUAGUGAUUUAUUUCAGCUUUUAUUUCUUUCAUCACAUUCCCAGUGGGUCAGAAGUUUACAUAUACACUCAAUUAGUAUUUGGUAGCAUCGCCUUUUAAAUGAUUUAACUUGGGUCAAAUGUUUUGGGUAGCCUUCCACAAGCUUCCCACAAUAAGUUGGGUGAAUUUUGGCUCAUUCCUCCUGACAGCUGGUGUUACCGAGUCAGGUUUGUAGGCCUCCUUGCUCGCACACUCUAAGUUCUGUCCACAAAUUUUCUAUAGGAUCGAGGUCAGGGCUUUGAUGGCCACUCCAAUACCUUGACUUUGUUGUCCUUAAGCCAUUUUGCCACAACUUUGGAAGUGUGCUUGGGGUCAUUGUCCAUUUGGAAGACCCAUUUGCGACCAAGCUUUAACUUCCUGACUGUCUUGAGAUGUUGCUUCAAUAUAUCCACAAUUUUCCAUCAUGAUAACAUCUAUUUUGUGAAGUGCACCAGUCCCCCCUGCAGCAAAGCACCCCCAUUUACAUGAUGCUGCCACCCCCAUGCUUCACGUUUGGGAUGGUAAUCUUCAGCUUGCAAGCCUCCCCUUUCUCCUCUAAACAGUUCUAGUUUUGUUUCAUCAGACCAGAGGACAUUUCUCCAAAAAGUAUGAUCUUUGUUGCAAACCGUAGUUCAGCUUUUUUUGGAGCAGUGGUUUCUUCCUUGGCGAGCGGCCUUCUUUUACUAUGGAUACUUUUGCACUUUUCUCAAAGUACAUUCAUCUCUAGGAGACAGAACACUUCUACCUGAGCGGUCAUGUUUAUACAAACGAUGGUACCUUCAGGUGUUUGGAAAUUGCUCCUAAGGAUGAAUCAGACUUGUCUGUCUACGUUUCCCAUGUCAAGCAGAGGCACGCCUUGAAAUACAUCCACAGGUACACCCCCAAAAGCCAUGACAAUUUCCUGUUAUUUCCCAAUCUGUUUAAAGACAGUCAACAAUUUUUAUGCACAAAGAUGUCCUGAUUUGCCAAAACUAUAGUUUAACAAGAUUUGUGGAGUGGUUGAAAAACCAGUUUUAAUGACUCCAACCUAAGUGUAUGUAAACUUCCGGCUAAACACAAUACUGCCAAUUUCAUAUGUGGAUCCUUUAAUAAAUACUUAUACCCUC
Messenger RNA from Oncorhynchus kisutch (coho salmon), 2435 nucleotides. Its product is annotated as putative ferric-chelate reductase 1. The coding region runs from base 285 to 995 and encodes 236 amino acids. The record is from RefSeq and is a predicted model, not a curated record. The transcript is spliced from 7 exons. Gene Ontology annotation, biological process: regulation of postsynaptic membrane neurotransmitter receptor levels; regulation of glutamate receptor signaling pathway. NCBI's taxonomy places the organism in Eukaryota, Metazoa, Chordata, Actinopteri, Salmoniformes, Salmonidae.